UGAAGAUGGGAGGGGAGAGGGCAGGUUCGUUCUUUUUUUUUCUUGUGCCUGAGGAUUUAGUGUCAAUGAUGAAAAAGUUUUGCUCUUCGCGAGCCCAACUUUCAGUUUAAAGCAGCUUCAGCUCAGAAGGUCGUCAUCCGAGAGCGGAUCUCUGCGAGCUUCUGCAGGAAAGAAGCCGACUGACUGACUGAGGCGCACCGCUGCUCCCUCCAGCCGGCAAGUACGACCAAUUUUGGAUGCCGGACCGCUCCUGCUCUUUCCCAGCCUUCUGUCAUCACUGCAGUUGGGGGGGGCGGAGGUUUCAUUGAAAAUCUAAUUAGGAUGGAGUCUCGGAGAGGACCAUGCGGCCAAUGACUGGGUGGGAGGGACUCAACAAUGGGGGAUCUGCCUGUAAAACAGGAAGGAACUGCGAGCACAGGCAGCCGAGGAGUGGAUUUCCCAUUCUAGGAUGGUCAGAGACGGUCUUAACAGGACAGCAAUACAGUGCCAAAAACAGAACAAGCCAGCUGAGAUAGAAGGCCAGAGUCAAGCCCCCGAAGAAGGCACAAGUCCUGAACAAUCGGAGAACCCAGACAGGCAACUGGAGCCUCUGUGGUGGAACCAACCUGUGGAGGAGCCCAUACCAUGGAGCCAGCCUGUGACCGGAGCUGAGGCCGACUUCUUCACGCACCUCCGUCCAUUCAGCAGUCAAGAAGCAUAUAAACUUGUGAGGCACACGUACCAGCAGCUUCAGCACAGCGGCUUCUACUGGGGUCCAAUGACAAUGGAGGAGGCCCAUGAAAAACUCUCCCAUGCUCCCAUCGGAACCUUCCUCAUCAGAGACAGUGGGCAGCCAGAUGUUUUCUUUACCCUUAGCUACCAAAGUGAAGAUGGCCCCACAAGUGUCCGCAUCAUCCUGGAGAACCUCCUCUUUAAUCUGUACGGCAGCCUCAGGACUUUUUCCUCGCUGUUUGCUCUGCUGACGUACUAUACAAGCUCAUCGUGUAAGCUGACGGAACCGUAUCGCAAGCAGCGCCCGGAGCGCCUAAAGCAGAUGUGCAGGAGGGCGGUCAUACGCGCGUAUGGAUCUGAAUGUACAAGUACCUUACCUGGUCUGAGUGUUCAAAUGAAAGCUUAUGUUCGUGCAUAUCCUCACUGUAUUUAGACACACCUGCUGCUUCAAGAUGUGUGUUAUAACUUAUCGUUUUUAUAGAUGUACCGUAUAAUUUAUUGUAAAGUACAGCUUAUGCUUUUAAACUUCUUUCAUUUAUGUACAGAAUGAUUUAGACUGCACCUAACGCAGAAGGUGCACAGCUGUUUUUUUCUGCAACAUUUUAGGGGAAGAAAACAGCAGCUGGACGGCUCAGUUGGCUGCGUGUAGGACUGGCACACAGGAAACCAUGGGUUAGUUUCCCAGGGGGCCUAAUGAGCUUCAUCCAGUGUGGGUGUUUAGGGAAGAUCCUUCACGCUUCUCCCUACCUAUGUAGGCCCGGGUGUUGGUCUCCCUGUGUCGGCCCCCAGCCUGAAUGAAAUACAGGGUUGUAUCAGGAAGGGCAUCAGGCAUAAAAAAAUCUCUGCAAAAUCAAAAGUGCGACUCAGUUAAAGCUCAUUCGCUGUGGUGACCCCUGACGGGAUAUGCCGAAAAGGUGAACAACAACAUUAAUUUAAAAAAAAAACACAACUCCAACACACUCCAUGACACAUUUGCUUGCAGGUCAUUAUGAAGUAACGUUGACUUUAGAUGAAUAACUUUGUUACUCCCUUGAAGCUAAUGAUCUGUUUGAGAGCAAAACAUUUCCUUUAGGUAACAUAUAAUUUAUCGUCCAAGCUUUUUAGAAUAAUGUGACUUUUUUGUAGUUUUUUAUUUUACUUUUAAAGCUUUUUCUUAAAACACCAUAGGACUGCCUAAAAUCUAACAUCGGUUUCAAAUAAAUCCUUUUGUUUGAGCCAUACAUAAAAAAAUCUACAAAGACAAGGUUCAUCGUGACUUCUGUGUUACAAGAAAAACAACAUAACAUUUUCUUGUCAUUUUUCAAAACUCAUCUGAUUGUAGAUCUACAUCUUUCAUGAAGUGAUUAGAUGUAGUUUAUACAUUUCAUAGGGAGGCUUUAUGAGAGUGAAGAUAAUGUAUGUUUUUCACCUUUUUUGUAAAGUUGAGCUGUCAGAUCUAAAAUAAGAAACUUUUUAAUUGUUAUAAAUAUAUUUUUGCUUAUUUGCAUGACUUGUACUCAGUUAAUUACAGUUAUUCUUUCAAACCGUUUUUACACAAUCAACAGAUGUGGUUACUGGUGGUUUUCUGUGGUACUGCUGGAGGGAUUCUUCAUAAAACUUGAAUGAUGACUUCAUGUAAAUAAUAUGCUCUAAAUAAAUUCAAUCAUGCUGUUUUUAAAUUUAGUGGUGUACUGCACUGAUGACAGAGUUAAAGGUUGAAGAAUCUGCUGUGAUCAAAACCAGUUUUGUUCCUGGGUGAGCUGGGUAACAGAGAAAUAAAGAGAGAGUGGCAAAGA
Messenger RNA from Oryzias latipes (Japanese medaka), 2486 nucleotides. Its product is annotated as suppressor of cytokine signaling 1. Gene Ontology annotation, biological process: phosphatidylinositol phosphate biosynthetic process. Lineage: Eukaryota; Metazoa; Chordata; Actinopteri; Beloniformes; Adrianichthyidae. Gene Ontology annotation, molecular function: 1-phosphatidylinositol-3-kinase regulator activity. Gene Ontology annotation, cellular component: phosphatidylinositol 3-kinase complex. The record is from RefSeq and is a predicted model, not a curated record.